AUGCAAAAUUUGAAGUCCAGCCUAAACAGGCUUUGGCCUCUGCUUGCCAUCGUGCUGCUCACCUGGCUGAACCUGAACAACUUGAGCUCGGUGCAGGCCGCUGACAGUGAUGACCAGGGUGUCAUAGCCUUUCCAUCUAAAUGCGAGUGCUCGCUGACCAUGACCUGCAACUGCUGCGUGGGCGCAGUCUUCAAGGUCAUGGACGUAAACAAGACGCUUUGCAUGUCAUUCAAGCUAAAUAUACUCAAAGGCUCCGUUGAUGUGACUGUUACGCUGGAUAACGAUCAAGUGUCCAAGUUUACGCUGGACUCCAAGACCACGCCCACUUUCUGUCUGCCCGUACUGUCGGACUUAACGCCCAUGGCCGUAUGCCUGAAGCUGAACUCGAAGAUGUCGGGCCUGAUGGCCAUCAACAUGUGCCCCAGUUUCUAUAGCAGCUUCUCAGAGACCCAACUGCUGGAAUUUGAUUUCCCAUGCCUCAAACUGGGCGUGGAUGGCCUAAGUAUUGCCUAG
Molecule: messenger RNA, 513 nt
Organism: Drosophila hydei
Lineage: Eukaryota; Metazoa; Arthropoda; Insecta; Diptera; Drosophilidae
Exons: 2
Coding region: 1-513 (170 amino acids)
Source: RefSeq, a predicted model, not a curated record